Megalopta genalis is the source of this 5024-nucleotide messenger RNA. RefSeq lists its product as uncharacterized. The record is from RefSeq and is a predicted model, not a curated record. NCBI's taxonomy places the organism in Eukaryota, Metazoa, Arthropoda, Insecta, Hymenoptera, Halictidae. Gene Ontology annotation, molecular function: extracellular matrix structural constituent. Gene Ontology annotation, cellular component: extracellular matrix.
UCUGCUAAAUAGAUGAUACACCAGUUGUCAUAGGUCUAGUUGCCCUCAGCUUCAGAUGAAGACGAGUUCUCUCUAGGAUCACACCGCCGGAUGUGGUCGCCACGGUUCUCCAUGGGGCGGAAGGCCCUUCAGCUGGCUACUGCGGUCGUUGUCUUCCAAGUUCUUCUGCUCCAGGUCGACUGCAUCAGGACUAAGCUCAGAAAGCAGCGCUCGAAGCCGGUGCAAGCUCAACAACCUGUCAACGGGCAUUACGACUACGCGUACUAUGAUAACUAUGACGAGUACGAAGAUACAAACGGCACUGCACCGAUAUCUACUUCAUUACCUACCACUGCAUUCAAUCCUACCAGCUUGGGCAGAGAGGAAGCUUUGCCUACAGAUACAUCGGUUCCAACAACAACUCGUUAUUUUCGUCAAGGAUAUCCAGAUGAGAUUAAUGCGACUUCAGACAGAGAUAACCUGCCGUCAACAGAAAUCAUACCAGGCGAAAGUGGUCUGAUAAAUUCAGUUGCCGUGCCUGAACUCAGGGGCGAACCAGGUCGGCCAGGAGACGCCGGUCGUCCAGGCGACGUUGGAUAUCCUGGACAACCCGGAACACCAGGAAUUCCAGGUCCUCCAGGACCGCCUGGGUCUGUACCUGAUGUGUCAAUGUACUAUCAACAAUUGGCUUUGUCCCAAGGAAGUGAAGAUAAAGGGCCUACAGGAUUAGCAUCACCUUAUAUACAAACUCAAAUGGGCCCUGUUGGUCCACGUGGUCCACCAGGUCCACCUGGACUAUCAGGUCCGCAAGGCUUUCAAGGUGUACGAGGUGAGCCUGGAGAACCUGGAGCUGCUGGUCCUGCAGGUGCACCAGGCCCUCGAGGACUACCUGGUCUGCCUGGAAAAGAUGGAAACACUGGAGAAGAUGGAGAAUCCGGUCCUCCAGGAUCACCUGGUCCAGUUGGUCCAAGAGGUCUUCCAGGAUUGUCCGGGCUUCCAGGAAUUAAAGGACAUCGCGGUUUUCCUGGGUUAGAUGGAGCAAAAGGGGAGCAAGGUGUACAAGGAGAGAAAGGCUCUCUGGGAGCACCUGGACCAAUGGGUAUAAUGGGCCCAGUGGGCCCUGCUGGUCCACGUGGUGAACGGGGUAGAGAAGGUCCACCAGGACCUCCAGGAAUUAGAGGAGUAGAUGGAAUCCCAGGUCCUCCAGGACAGCCUGGUGCGGUAGGUAAAUCUGGCCCACCUGGUUAUCCUGGUAGUCCUGGUAUGAAAGGGGAUCAAGGAGCUCAAGGGCCAAAGGGAAGUCAAGGUUUACAAGGUCCACGAGGAGAAACGGGCCGCCCAGGACAACCCGGUGAAUCAGGUCCUCAAGGGCCACAGGGGAAAGACGGAAUUCCUGGAGAAAAAGGAAGUACAGGAUCACCAGGACUAGUAGGCACGCCUGGUUUUCCUGGAGCUCGUGGUCAACCUGGAAUACCUGGGAAUCCUGGUACCCCUGGAAUGAAAGGAAUGCCCGGACUUCCAGGUGAAAGAGGAUUUAGAGGAGACAGUGGAUCAAAAGGUGACGCAGGUGCUCAAGGUCCGCGAGGCUUACCUGGUUCUCCUGGAAAUGAAGGCAAAAGGGGAAAACGGGGAAUGCGUGGACCCAGCGGUUCCAUGGGACCUCCUGGAGAACGUGGAAAUCCUGGGGUACCAGGACCUCCUGGAAUUGAUGGACCUAUGGGGCCAAAAGGUCAAUCUGGAGACCGUGGGUUAGUUGGACCACCUGGACCAAAGGGUGGUAUAGGAGAUCCUGGACGUCCUGGACCAGCAGGAUUGCAGGGUACACGAGGUACAAUGGGUCGCCCUGGUGCCCCUGGAAAACCAGGUAAUCCAGGAGAUAGAGGAAUUCAAGGUGCCGAUGGAAAACCCGGUGAACAAGGCCCACCUGGUAUACAAGGUGUGCCUGGACUGAUAGGUCCUACAGGUGAAAAAGGAUACCCGGGUGAACCAGGUAAGGCUGGAGAACCAGGAAAUCCUGGACCACCGGGUCCUAGAGGUGACACAGGUAAGGAAGGAGCUACAGGUUCGCAAGGCUCACCAGGCCCAUCAGGAGCAGAUGGUGAACGAGGUCCUCCAGGUGCUCCUGGUGCUAGAGGUUUCCAAGGUUUUCCAGGAGCAGGUGGUAACCCAGGUACACCGGGUAAAGAUGGAGAACCAGGUGUACAGGGACCACCGGGUCCAGCUGGUGCAUCUGGUAAUAGAGGUGAACGUGGAUUUCCUGGUGAGAGGGGACAAGCUGGUGUACCAGGACUGCCUGGACCGAAAGGAGAACGGGGAACGCAAGGACUUGAUGGACCUUUGGGAUUUCCAGGAGAAAAGGGAGAUAGAGGAAAUCCUGGUCUUCCAGGGUUGAUAGGCAUACCGGGAUUGAGGGGUAUUCCAGGAGAAUCAGGUCCAAAAGGAGAAAGAGGAUCCACUGGUCCAUUUGGACCCGAAGGACCACCAGGACGAAUUGGAGAACGUGGACCACAAGGUUUAGUAGGUCCAACAGGUCCACCAGGGGAACCAGCUGAACGAGGCGACCCUGGUUCACCUGGUUCACCGGGAGAAGUCGGUGCUCCUGGUGCUCCGGGAGAAAGAGGACCGCAAGGAGUGCAGGGAUCGCCAGGAUUUCCAGGACCUCAAGGACUUAUUGGUUUACCAGGAUUGAAAGGCGACCGGGGUUAUCCGGGUUCGAAAGGAGAUCAAGGAAACUCUGGCCUUCCAGGUACCCCUGGUGAAACUGGGCCAAUGGGCUUGACUGGAUUGACGGGAGCUAAAGGAGUGAGGGGUGAACCAGGUCUUAGAGGAGAACCUGGUGCUAUGGGACAACCUGGAAUACCGGGAGCAGUUGGCGCAGCAGGUCCACCUGGCCCAAGUGGACCAUCUGGCUCUCCUGGACUACAAGGUAUCAAGGGUGCAGCUGGAGAAACAGGACGUACUGGAAGUACUGGACCAACUGGAUUCCCGGGAUUAUCUGGAGCGGAUGGAACCAAGGGCGAAAGUGGAUCUGAAGGACCUGCAGGUGCACCUGGCCCACAAGGCCCACAAGGUACUCCUGGCGAAAGAGGUAUACCAGGGUUUGCAGGACCACCUGGACCAGUCGGUGCUCGUGGAUUACGAGGUCCAUCUGGUGAGACUGGAGCACCUGGAAAACCGGGGUCAGAAGGUCCACAAGGACCUCCUGGCUUAAUCGGACCAAUAGGUCCAACUGGACCAACUGGAGAAGUAGGACCAGAAGGUCCCAUUGGUAAACCGGGAAUUCCUGGAUUAUCCGGCCGUCCUGGAGACAAAGGGCCACCUGGUAUUGCUGGACCAACAGGAUUACCAGGUCCACCAGGUUUACAGGGACAACCUGGUCAAGCAGGGCCUGCAGGAGCAGCUGGAGAAAGAGGCCCAAAAGGGGAAGCUGGACCGCAGGGUGUAGAAGGACAACAAGGGCUCAGAGGAAAACCUGGACCCAUAGGAUUAGAAGGACCAAAGGGUGAUCGCGGAGAAGAGGGCCUGAAAGGUUCCAAAGGACACAGAGGAUUUACUGGUCUGCAAGGUUUACCUGGAUCUAUUGGUCCAGCAGGAGAAAAGGGGCCUCCCGGUUCUCCAGGUGUACCUGGCAAGGAUGGAGAACCUGGCAUUAGAGGUAGUCCAGGAAGAGACGGUAGUCCUGGUCUGAUUGGAUUAUCUGGUAAUCCUGGUCCGAAAGGACCUCCCGGUGACGAGGGUCGUCAUGGACCACCAGGUUUGCCUGGUCCUCCAGGACCCCCAGGUCCACCGGGUGAAGUUGGAUUAGGAUAUGAUGCUGCCUCCUUAGCUGCUCUUUUAUCACAAGGUCAAACUAAAGGUCCAGACCCACUAUUAGGCGAUGAACCACCUAGAAUAUUUAGUAAAGAUAUAUCAGAAGAAGAAAGACGACAACUCAUAUUAAAAGCAUACAAACAUUUAAGUUCAUCUUUCAAGAAGUUUGUUAAACCAGAUGGUGAAAAGAAUUCUCCAGCUAAGACAUGUAGGGAUCUUUACGUUGCCUAUCCAGAUAAACCUUCAGGAGAGUAUUGGAUAGACCCAAAUGAAGGUGAUGCUAGAGAUGCAAUUUUAGUGUAUUGUGAUGCUAAAAGACGUGCAACAUGUUUACUGCCAAACCCAGUACGUUCCCCAGAAAUUACAUACAUCACUGAUCAAGUUGAAACUUGGUUAAGUGACAUUGAAAAUGGAAUGAAGAUUACUUAUAAAACAGACAGUAAUCAAGUUGGGUUCCUACAAUUAUUAUCAAAGAGUGCAUCUCAAAAUAUAACAUACCACUGUAAAAAUAGUGUAGCGUACUUCGAUUCUGAACGAAAAACAUACAGAAAGGGUAUGAAACUAUUAUCAUGGAAUGAUGCUGAAUUAACACCACGUGGAAAUCAACGCCUCAAAUAUGAAAUGAUAAUGGAUGAUUGUAAGCUACGUAGCGAAGAAUGGGGCAAAACUAUAAUCUCAUAUGAAACUGAUAAACCUAUAAGGUUGCCGAUAAUAGAUAUUGCUCUAAGGGACAUUGGGAAACCUGAGCAAAGUUUCUAUGUUGAAAUUGGGGCUGCUUGUUAUGAGUAACAAAAUGUAUUAAGUACUGUGACAUUUUCAUUGAAACAACUUUUUUAUAUUUCAAUAUACGCUGCUCAAAAGAUGUAACUCUUUAAAUUCAGGCAUGUGGUCUAUUAUCUUGAAAUAGUACUACUGCUACUGCCUACAACAAGAGUUUUAUUGUAAUCGUAAAAUUUAAGAUAUUUAUGCAUCAUAUUUAAUACAUUUUUUACACUAAAACUGUUAUAUCAUUACUACCUUGCACACAACAAGUAAUAUUAUGAAAUAGUAUAACUUAAAUGUAAAUGUAUGUAAGAAAUAUGAUAUGCGGUGUAAAUACCCAAGUUUGUAAAUCCUACUAAUAUUAAGGAUAGUAAUUCUACUUAUAAUUAUAGCGCCAUAAUUUAAAUGUAUCUAUCAUGUUACAUUUAAAUUAAUACAUUUAUUAAAAAUAAAUAUAAUAAUUUUUUCACGCA